Molecule: messenger RNA, 750 nt
Organism: Striga asiatica
Lineage: Eukaryota; Viridiplantae; Streptophyta; Magnoliopsida; Lamiales; Orobanchaceae
Source: the annotation of a GenBank genome assembly
AUGAAAAUUACCUACCAAACUCUUGCAUUGCGAUUUCUAAUUAUCUCCUUCCAAAGCUCUUCUUCUACCAUUUCCAAAGAUCUUCUUCUACAAUUUGCAGCCCCGUUUAAGCGAAAUUCAAGCGUAAUGGCAAUGUCUCCGCAAGACGUAGGUCCACGUGAUAUUGGAGCUAUUGAUGAUUCAGGCAGAAUGGACACACCCAUAAAUCCCGUAAAUAUGAAUGAAGAAGCACCAUCUCUUGGAGAUGAAGAAUUUGGGAGCGAUGAAGAGGAGGUAGAAGUUGGCACUAAUGAAGUGGCUGCCCCAGAUGAUGGUUUAGAGUCUUUAGACCCAUUUCGACAAAAAAAGAGAGCUAGAAAGUCUGUAGCAUGGAAGGAUUUUCAAGAUGUAGUUGUCGGAUCGGAAAAAACUCUCAUGUCAGAAUGUAUUCAUUGCCAGAAAAAAUUCAUGAAAACCAAAACUAGUACAACUACUAGUUUGUUGAGGCAUAUGAAUGUAUGUCAGAAGAGAUUGGCAAAGCUGAAGAAACCGAAGCAACAAAAGAUAAAUUUUCCAGUAGGUGACUCUAGCACACAUUCAUAUCUUCAUACUGGGCAAUUUGACAUGGCUGAAAGUGAAAUCGGCUCAGGAGAUCUUGUUACCUAUAAGUUGAUUAAUCAUUUCAGGCUUGACUAUAUUUUGGAAGUAUGCUUGGCCCAGUUUGGUGGAGUGGAUAAAGCGGGGAAUAUCGAAAUUCCAGUCACUAUAUAA